ACAUACUGUAUCGUAGUAAAGAAUCUGUUUCAACUUCAUGGUUAUGAUUCGUAACUGCUGCGGUGUCAGUUUUUGAAGUGAAUUUUUUACCUUAUAUUACGAAGCGGUAUGUUUGUAAUAUCCACGAUUCUACUACUUUUCUCAAAAGUAUUCAUGUCGUAACAUUUAUUUCUACUGACAAGAAACCAUAUUCAUAAUGGUAAACAUUCCGAAUAACUUAACCAAAUGGGAUCUGUCAGAAGAUCCACUUGCACCGCUGACCGAUCGUCAAAAAGAUUGUUUAUUAAGCUUAGAAGAGGAAUUAUUUUCCGACAGUAUUCUUACGACUGAUAAACAAAACGAUACCGUUCAUAUAAAAGAUAAUGAGAAAUCAGUACAAAUUGAACGGUACCAAGAUCUGUUAGAACAUUAUGCUGCAUUAGAAAAAAAGUGUAUGGACCGAAAAGAUAUAAAAUACAUUAUGUACCUCAAUGAACUUGAGGCUAGACGACUGGAAUGUCAUGAACUUUGUCUCCAAAUAGAAGAAGCAUUAGAGGACUUCACGAUGCUGUACAAACAAUAUUCAGAAGUUUCUGAUAAAACUACAUCUCUCUACAAUGCUAGUGAACAGCUUGACUCUGAUCAACGAAAAUUAAAUUCUACUAUAGAGAACAUUACUGAAUACAUAAAGUAUUUCAAAGAUAUUGAUUUGACAAUGGAGAAAUUAGAGGCACCCACACUAUCAGUGAACAGUGAAAUGUUCUUUAAUAUAUUGGAUAAAAUUGAUACAAAUAUAGAUUUUGUGCAGAGCAAUCCUUCAUUUAAGGAAAGCAAUACGUACUUAAUUAAAUAUAAACAUUGUCAGUCUAAGGCAAUAUCUAUGAUACAAAAUUAUGUUUUUAAUUUAUUUAGUAAAACUACAGAAAGUAUUUUAAAUUUGAGAGAUAAUGAUAAUUCCCAAGAUAAUGCAGAUGCAGCUUUGGCACUUUUUUAUGGAAGAUUUCAAACUAUUUUGUCAAAAGUUAGACCAGUUAUAGAACAAAUAGAAAUAAAAUCUUACAAACGACAAGAAUAUGAUAGUUUAUUGUCAGAGUGCCAUCAAUAUUAUUGGAGUCAAAGAGGAUUGGUAUUAGGCAGCAGUGUACAGAAAUCUCUAACAUCUGUAAAAGAGAAAUAUAAUGGUGAUCAUUGUAGUUUGGUACGAAAUUCAUGUGCAUUAUUAUUACAUGCAUCAAUGGAUGAAUAUAAAUUAUUUUAUGAAUUUUUCUCCAAGCCAUCCAGUGGAUUAACAGCAUAUCUUGAAAGUCUGUGUACUUCUUUGUAUGAUACACUCAGACCAUUCAUUAUUCAUAUUAAUCAUUUAGAAACAUUAGCUGAGAUUUGUUGUAUUUUGAGAAUUGAAAUGCUGGAUGAGCAUGUUCAAAAUAAUUUUGAACCCUUGGAAGGGUUUGGAAACAUUUGUUUGCAAUUAUUGCACGAUGUACAGGAGAGGCUCGUGUUUCGUGCGCAGCUUUAUUUGCAGUCAGAUGUUUUAAAUUAUAAUCCAUCUCCAGGUGAUUUAGCAUACCCAGAGAAAUUAAAAAUGAUGGAAGACAUAGCAGAAUCGAUACGAGAAGAGACUCGUCAAACAAAUAUGAAGAAACUAUCCAUAUCAUCUAUGGAUGAUAAUAUUUCUGAGCCGAUGAUUUCCCGAAAUCAUAUUAUAAUGGAUUCUAUUUAUCAAAAAACACAUAUGGGCAACUCACCAGCAGACCUUCAUGGAAUGUGGUAUCCUACUGUCCGUAGAACAUUAGUUUGUUUGUCAAGAUUGUAUAGAUGUGUAGACAAAUCUGUCUUUCAGUCCUUGAGUCAAGAAGCAAUAUCUCUUUGCGUCCAAAGUAUAGAGAAUGCAAAGCAAGAAAUUGAAAAGAGGGCAACAUCUUUAGAUGCAGAACUUUUCCAGAUAAAACAUUUGUUAAUUCUGCGUGAGCAGAUUGCACCUUUCCAAGUGGACUUCACUAUAAAAGAAUACAGUUUAGACUUUUCUAAAGUUAAGACAGCAGCAUUUGGUUUAUUAGAAAAAAGUUCACGAAUUUUUACUCUGUCAAAUAACGCUUUGUUAGAAUUUUUAUUAGAAGGUGCACCACAAAUGAAAGAACAGUUAAUAGAUUCAAGGAAGCAAGUGGACAACAAGUUGAAAUAUACUUGCCAACGUCUUAUACAGCAUGCAACAUUUUUGUUGGUUCAUCCAGUUUUGAAAUUACUGGAAAAAGAAAAGUUACAUGUAAAUACCAACACUCCAGAUAAACCCCAAACACAUGUUCUUGGGAGUCCACAAGAUGUUGCAACAGUAAUUAGCGAAGUUUUACGGAUAAUAAAAUUUAAAUGCCCUGAGGUCCAACAGCUGAUGCAAUUGUAUCUAUCCAAUAAAGAGACAGAGUUUAUUUUAUUUAGACCAGUAAAAAAUAAUGUGUGUGCAGCGUUUACACAAUUAUAUCAGAUAUUAAACAAAUAUUACAAUGCAGAGGAACUGCUGUUAAUUGCUUGUCCAUUACCAGAACAAAUUUCUGUUAUAUUGAGUUCAUCCAGUCUGAUUCAUGGGAAAAAUGCACAGACCUCUGCAAAGAAAACAUAGCCAAAAUGAGAGUAUUUGCUUUUACAAUAAAUAUUAAUAUAUAAUAAAGGUUUCACAUUUUUAUGUAAAAUAUAUAGAAUGUACAUAAACGAUGCAAAUAUCAUACAAAAUAGUUCGAAUGCUUUACUGAAAUUACACAAACUACUGUAAUUUACGCUGUAUCGUAUUCUUGAAAUUCAACAAUAUUUUAAUCCUUUCUAAUGUAUUUUAAAAACGUGCAAUUUUUGUAUUAUGGAACUGUACAUAUCUAAAAUAUUAAAUUUCAUUAAAUACAACAAACUUCGUAAUGCUUUCUGAAAUCAUAUCUAAAGUUUAAGAUAGAUUUUUGCAAAAAAUUGCUAUAAACGUAAUGUUUAAAA
Hylaeus volcanicus is the source of this 2952-nucleotide messenger RNA. It is a transcript of the gene Cog3, whose product is annotated as conserved oligomeric Golgi complex subunit 3. Lineage: Eukaryota; Metazoa; Arthropoda; Insecta; Hymenoptera; Colletidae. Gene Ontology annotation, biological process: intra-Golgi vesicle-mediated transport; intracellular protein transport; Golgi organization. The record is from RefSeq and is a predicted model, not a curated record. The coding region runs from base 197 to 2593 and encodes 798 amino acids. The transcript is spliced from 2 exons. Gene Ontology annotation, cellular component: COG complex; cis-Golgi network; membrane.